AAAUCGAACGUGAUGUGCUAAUUGUGAUCAUUGUUCGAUUUCAUAUUGCAGACAGAAAGCUAUUCAAGUGUGUUUCUUUGUGCGCUUAUGCAGAUGAUGAGCAGCCAUUCCUGAGGCAGGGGGCGGGCGAGUGUUGAGCGGACCAACAGCAGAGUCUUGGAAGUACCCCUCACACCGCCACCUCUCCUGCAGCCUCAGGCCUCUGCACAUUUACAAACUUCUCGGGAAGCAGAACCAAGACCCAAAAGGACCGCAAGCUGCCAGCACCGGACCUUUUGCUGGAUUACGGUUAAAUAUAUAUUUUUUGGAGGAGACUUUUAAUGUCUAUUCAAAUUUGUAGCUACUUUUUAUUGUUUUAAUCACGGUGGAUUGUUGUGUCGUUUGGAACUUUUCGGACUGACGCCGGCGCGCAUCAAUCUGGUGCACAGAGCAAGGUGAUCGUCGAUCCGGAUUAAGUGAAAGAUUUUGCAAAAAAAAAAAAAGGGAGCAUUCUAGCGUCCCAUCUUCAGUCUUUGGAUAGCUGACAUCACCGCGCGAAGAAAGCUCGGUGCGCGCUCGGAACACCGCAGGGGAGAGAGCGAGCGAGCGAGCACCAGUGUCCACGCCGGGAGAGCAAGUGCACCCUCCGCGCGCACCCUGCCGGCCGAGGACUGCGGGCCUCCGGAGCCUCCAUAAAUGCUCUGCCCGUCGCAGAGGCUCCAGGCUGGCCAGCAAGAUGAGCUCCACCGUGCAGCUGCUGCUCGCGUUACUGGCGACGUGCGUGCGAUUUGGCGCAGCCGAGGGGGAUCCACUUCCUGCGGCCCUGCUGGAGCUGGUUAGAAAUAGUCCCAUCUCCUCCAUCGACGACCUCCAGCUGCUUCUGCUGACUGAUUCCGUAGAUGAGGAGGAGCCAAACUCAGCAGCAAAUGGAGGUCACAGACUACCAAGGAGCCUGGUUGCUCAGCCAGCCCAGCAGGCCGUGUGUAAAGUUCGCACGGAGGUGGUGGAGGUCACCAGGGCAAUGUUGGACCGAAGCAAUGCUAACUUCCUGCUAUGGCCACCAUGUGUGGAGGUGCAGCGCUGCUCCGGUUGCUGUAACACCAAAAGCCUUCAGUGCGUCCCUGUUGUCACCCACACCAGAUACCUGCAGGUCAUGAAGAUCGAAUACAUCCAUAAAAGACCCACGUACGCUAAAGCCGUGGUGUCCGUGAUGGAUCACGUGGAAUGCCGAUGUCAGCCCGCUCCGCGACAGCCGGCGCUGAAGAGGAAAUCUUCUCGCCGGCAUCAUGGCCACAAGGAGCACCAUCGCAACCAGACGCUCAGCCAUGGACGUGGACAGGUGAAGGUGCAUAGCAAGGAUGAGCUCCAUCAGUGGGAUGAGCUGAAGCAGAAUCAGGGUUCCCUCCUGGUGGACCUUCUGGAGCAACACUGGAGCUCCAGAGGAGACACAUUCAGGCAGCGUGCUGAAGGCUACAGUCUGGCUGGAGCUGAAACAUCUCCACCAGAUGAGGAGGUUCUCAUUGGCUCACACUGGACACGUAACUCCACUGGCUUACUUGAGACUAAAACCCAAGUGGAGAGCAAAGAAAGGAAUGCAGAAGGAAACAAGACUUCAGUGGAUCAUGUUGGCAUGAAUAAAACAUUACAAGAUGGUCAGGGGCUCAUCGGUCCCGGGGGAAUUGUUAUUGAGGGACCAACGGGCAGGGAUGAGGGUACAGAAGAAACAUUUUCCUUUCCCAAGUCUGUCACUCAAAAACCUCCAGCCAAAUGGAAUCCAAUUGAGGAAGCCAUUGACAGGUUUGGAAGUCGGUUCAGACCCACCAAAGAACCCAACCCGGAGCCUCGGAGAGGCAACAAGACUCCAGAGGAGGUGAAAAUGAUGCAGAUUGCCGAGACAAAGUUAGAGGAGGAGAGGAAAGAGCUGCUCCUGCUGCACAAGAAGUUGGACCAUGAGAAGGAGAUACUAAAACAGCAGCAAAAGAAACGAGAGGAGGAGCAGCACCUCCUACGUAGUCGACAUCGUUACAUGCAAACAACCACCACGACCACAACCUCGCCAGAGACAACGACCACAGCCAGCAAACAGAAACCCUCAGCUCCAGCGGGGCCCAGACCUCCAGGACAUCCGAGAAGAAGGCUGAGGAAGAAUCGAAAAAGGAUAAGCAAGGCAGCUAUGAGAGCAAUGCUGAUGUAAAGCUUUAAAAGGAUUCUCGGAGCACAAGAUGAGCUUGGAGUAUGGAUAAUGCAGGUCUUACUAAAAGUAUUCAACUUACUCCUCAGAGACUCGACGUACUGUUUGAAGAAGCCAUAACGACACCUGGAUGGAGGAAAAAGUGGAGACUUUCCAGCAAAAGUUGGAAGUGGCAUCCAAAGACUUGCCAAAUAUGUGCGGCAAAUUUCCUGCCUUUGACCUGAACUGUGGAAACCAGUGCAACUUCUCCACACGGAUUCUUGUUUUGAUAAGACAAGAAAGAAAUUGCACUUCUAAAUAUUGCCGUUUAAUGAAAAUGUCGCUUUCUGAAAGACUGUUUUUUUGGAGUUGACUUCAUCGUUUAAUUACAAAGGAAACCAGCAAAGACUUCUCUAUUAUAUUUAAUUCCAUCCAACCCAUUGCAAACACUGGAGAUAAGCAGAUGUGAUCGAUCGGCAUGACAAAUCAAAACAAAGGUGUGCAAAGGGCUUUUCUGCUUCCUUCAUUCUUAUUUAUUUAUCUAUCAAUCUAUCUCAACUACUACUAAGGGUUAACCUUCUUCACCAGUAUUGAAAACAAAACAGUAUGUAACAGUGUCGUGACAAGUCACAGUUUUCAUUGAACAGUUUUUUAUUUGGAUCACUUUUUAAAGUUUUAUAUAUUGUCAUGUCAAGCGUGUGUGUGUGUGCUGCUUUGUAUGUUGCCUGUGUUCAAUUAUGUCCUUUUAAUUCAAAAAAACGUCCCUCCUUCACAUUCCUGAGCAUAUAUAUAUAUAUGGGAGGAACAAAUGACUGUUGUUAUUCUGUGUUUAAAUAUCCAUAAUCAGAAACUUAAAUUAUUGAAACGCGUGUCAACUUAACAAUUGUUACUGAUUGUGUCUCUUUUAUUAUGAUUUUUGAGGAAACAAAACUAAUGAUAUUUUCUUAUGGUAAAAGGAAAAAUGUG
Syngnathus acus (greater pipefish) is the source of this 3115-nucleotide messenger RNA. RefSeq names its product platelet-derived growth factor beta polypeptide b (gene pdgfbb). Gene Ontology annotation, biological process: positive regulation of ERK1 and ERK2 cascade; positive regulation of protein autophosphorylation; positive regulation of cell migration. The record is from RefSeq and is a predicted model, not a curated record. NCBI's taxonomy places the organism in Eukaryota, Metazoa, Chordata, Actinopteri, Syngnathiformes, Syngnathidae. The transcript has 8 exons. The coding region runs from base 716 to 2173 and encodes 485 amino acids. Gene Ontology annotation, cellular component: membrane. Gene Ontology annotation, molecular function: platelet-derived growth factor receptor binding; growth factor activity.